Ochlerotatus camptorhynchus is the source of this 2997-nucleotide messenger RNA. It is a transcript of the gene al, whose product is annotated as aristaless. The coding region runs from base 1458 to 2513 and encodes 351 amino acids. NCBI's taxonomy places the organism in Eukaryota, Metazoa, Arthropoda, Insecta, Diptera, Culicidae. The record is from RefSeq and is a predicted model, not a curated record. Gene Ontology annotation, biological process: regulation of transcription by RNA polymerase II. Gene Ontology annotation, molecular function: DNA-binding transcription factor activity, RNA polymerase II-specific; RNA polymerase II transcription regulatory region sequence-specific DNA binding. The transcript is spliced from 5 exons.
GUCAGUGAAAGCCCGUGCAAGCUUUCAGCGGUUGCGAUAGUUUUUUUGUUAUUGUUUUAUCUGAAGUGGUUGGAGAGAACCGCGUCACGCGUGGACGGGUAAACGAUACAAACGAUAUAAGUUUUGGACGCGGGUGAUACGCGCUGGCUCCUGCAAGUGACCGACUGGGAUCGAGACCGACCGGUGGUAGAAGUUGUUGACUUUUUUUUAUCGGGAUCGCGCUUGACUACGCGCAUGUGCAGUGCAGUUCUGUGUAACGGUUCCGUACGAAGACACAAUGCACAAAUGCAAAUACUUUUCGGUGUGUUUUUCCUUUGUCAGUGUUUGACUGGCUGGCAAGGCUUUGUUGGUGCAAAUUCGGGAACCCUGUUGUUAUGUGUGUUGUUCCGUCGUCGUUUUGUUGAUGCCUGGAAAAUAACUCAUCCAAUUCGUUUUCAAUUAGCCACGGUACGACUCUGCUGCCGAAUGGUGUGCCUUUGGACCGAGUGAGCUCAACAAUAACAAUACCAGAAAAAGUGCCUUCCAGUGCCCAUGAAUAAUUGUGGAAUUAAUUGGAUAUUGAUGACAACUCAAAAAUAAAAAAAAAUAAAGUGCCUCGCUUCAAGACAAGGGACCUUGAAACAGUUUUAGCGGAAAAGUGACACCUUUGGAAAAAAAAACAUCUAACCUUCGAUUCGAAGGAGCCUGAAACCCCCGUGACAAAGCUCGGCAGACCGUUGAAGACUUCGUACACGGGAACGUGGAGAGAAAUUGGUAAUUCUAUUAGCAAAGUCACAUGCCAACUGACUUGGUCGGUCCCUUUUGAAGUUCAGCUUCAUCACAUACCGGUAAUUAACGUUGGUUUGCGAACCGCCGAAGAUCUGACCGCCGCUGGAGAUUCACCAAUUAGCGCCGAGGGAGAGCACACAUCCGAAGGAAAAAUACGGAUGCGGGUGACUACUAAUUACUCCGCCAACCGCUGCAGCACCAAUAGACGUGAAAAGUGAUGAAGAAAAGCGCAUCCAUUUGAAGUACCACGAACAAGUGCAAUAAUUGAAACCUGAUUAAGUUGAUAUUACCGCAAUUAACCUCCCGCGGAUUCCGUGCGUGAGAGCUUGACGCCGGUUGUCAUAGGCCAAAGUUAAGUGCCAGCUUGAAGGACGCGAGGAUUAGCAUUGCUAGUGUUUGACUAAAUAUAGAAUAGUUUGAUCAGAGUGCGAAUUGCGAUUUCGAGUGCAGUGAAGUGUGCGGUGCGGAAUUGGAAUUUCAAACCUUCGGGUGAAUUUUUGCAUCUUUGGCGAAGGAAAGCGGAGAUCUAGCAGUGUCGAAGUUCAACCACGUAGGAGAAGCCAGUCCCGGGCGGCAGCAGCAAGCGAGUGCAAGCAUCUUUGUGAGUGAAGCGGUGCGCGUAAAACCGGUCCAAAAUUUACAACAUCGCACGGCUUGCCGAUCUAGAUCAGCCCGGUAGUCACCGACCAAUGGGCAUAUCGGAUGAGUGCAAGCUGCUAGGAGUGGAGGACAUACCCCAUGAGGCUCGGCCACCCCAGGGUAGUCCACUGGAGCGAGGCUGCAUCGGCGGAACUGGGAGGUCGAGCACUCCAGGCCAUCUGAUGAACAGCCCCGGUGGAGCAGGCAUGGGAGGCGACCCGAACAGUCCGAUGUCCGACCAGCACAGCGACGACGGGAUCGACGAUUUUCAACCAAAGAGAAAACAGCGCCGCUACCGAACCACGUUCACGAGCUUCCAGCUGGAGGAACUGGAGAAGGCGUUCUCAAGGACUCACUAUCCAGAUGUGUUCACGAGGGAAGAGCUAGCAAUGAAAAUUGGACUGACUGAAGCGCGGAUACAGGUCUGGUUCCAGAAUCGCCGGGCAAAGUGGCGAAAGCAGGAAAAGGUGGGCCCCCAAGGUCAUCCCUACAACCCGUACCUGGCCUCGGGAGGUCAAGUUCCGUCUGCGACGGUCGUUGCUCCAUCUCUGCCGCCCAAUCCGUUCACUCACCUGGGCUUCAACCUGCGGAAACCCUUCGACGCAGCCAGUUUGGCUGCGUUCCGCUAUCCCACGCUUGGAGGUGGCCACGUGCUACCGUCGGCCUAUUUCAACCAAUUUCAUAGUUCGUUCAAUUUUAGAACUCCCCCACCGCCACUGCUUCCGCCGGGAGUUGGAGCCCUCUACACCCCGUCGGCCUCGUUUCAGACGCUACUGGCCAACAUAUCCGCCGCCCAGCGAGCACCCCAAGUGAUGCCGUCCAAACCGUCCCCGCCUGGGGGUGUGACUAGUUCCGAUUACCUCACAACAGUGGGGCCACAACCUCCGGCAAACCUUCCGACUCCGGCCUCCCCACCGGUGUCACCCACUUCAGUGCCAGUUGUUUCUCCCCAGCAGGGGGGUGGUUCCGCUCCUGCACCUGGAUCUACGACACCUCCCCAGGAUCGACGCAGCUCGUCGAUAGCCGCCCUACGUCUGAAGGCUCGCGAACACGAACUCCGGCUCGAGAUGCUCCGUCAAAACGGGCACAGUGAUAUCAUUAGCUAAGGGCCGUCCAUCCAGGGGGCUUACUACUACGCUCGUUCUAGGACCAAUACUAUCGGCAUUACAUAAGUUCCGUACUUACCCUCACCGUACUAGAAUAACUUUAAUCCAUACAACCAACACAGAUUCACUAAUAUCUGACCCACUCUCGCGCUGCAUUUAGGAAGAACCGAUAGCCUUAGGAUGAAGGUGCCUUACACGGAUGACACCAGUGUUGCCAAGGUCAGACUGCACGUAUGAUCGAACCUAACUAACUGACGUCUGCGCUUAAUUAAUCGAAACUUCAAUCAUGCGGGACCUGAAGAGAUCCUCCCGCAGGGCUUCUCCUCAACUUUCGCUAAACUGCAUGAGCUAGUGUGUGGUGGCGUGUCUGGCUGUUCCUUUUCCAUGGCCGAUGGCAGUCGUUGUCAUUGACAACUCGUAAAUUUCCACCUGAUUCCAUGUCUUAUUCACACACACACACACACACACACACACACACACACAC